GAAUUAUGCAUCCUGCAGAGGCUGGAGCAAAGCUGUGACUCUGUUGGAGUCUGUGUUGGAGAAGGAAGAAGAGGACUGCCCUGUGGAAUUUCUGGCCGGCAGCCAGGCCCCCUGGAGAUAAAUCACCUAGGUAUCUCUGUGGUAGGAACUGAUCCUUUGGAGCAGGUGUCCCCCUCUCCAAAAUGGCUCACGCUGCUGCUUCCAUUAAAAAAGUUCGGGAGGCUGAAGUUGAUGAAAGGGAGAAGGAAAAGGAGAAAGAGAAGGAAAAGAAAAGGCAGAGGAGAAUCUCUAGAGAAAAUCGGAAACGCAAGUCUGACAGCAAUGCAAGCUUCCUCAGAGCUGCCCGAGCUGGCAAUCUGGACAAAGUUGUGGAAUACCUGAAGGGAGGAAUAGACAUCAAUACAUGUAAUCAGAAUGGACUCAAUGCUCUACACCUGGCUGCCAAAGAAGGCCAUAUGGGCUUGGUUCAGGAAUUGCUGGAAAGAGGCUCUGCAGUGGACUCUGCUACAAAGAAAGGCAAUACUGCACUACACAUUGCAUCCUUGGCUGGACAGGCUGAAGUCGUCAAAGUUCUGGUUAAGGAAAAAGCCAAUAUUAAUGCACAAUCUCAGAAUGGCUUCACUCCUUUAUACAUGGCAGCUCAAGAAAACCACAUUGAAGUGGUGAAGUAUCUUCUGGAAAAUGGAGCCAACCAGAGCACUGCUACUGAGGAUGGCUUCACUCCCCUAGCAGUUGCACUGCAGCAAGGGCACAAUCAGGCAGUAGCUAUCCUCCUGGAGAACGACACUAAGGGUAAAGUACGGUUGCCCGCACUGCACAUUGCUGCCAGGAAAGAUGAUACCAAAUCAGCUGCACUUCUGCUCCAGAAUGAUCACAAUGCUGAUGUUCAGUCCAAGAUGAUGGUGAAUAGGACAACUGAGAGUGGCUUCACGCCUUUGCACAUAGCAGCACACUAUGGAAAUGUUAAUGUGGCAACACUUCUACUCAACCGAGGAGCUGUUGUGGAUUUCACAGCAAGGAAUGGAAUCACCCCACUGCAUGUGGCUUCCAAAAGGGGCAACACAAACAUGGUGAAGCUCUUGUUGGAUCGUGGAGGGCAGAUCGAUGCCAAAACCAGGGAUGGUCUGACUCCACUGCAUUGUGCUGCCCGAAGUGGACAUGAUGAGGUUGUAGAGCUCCUCCUGGAACGAGGUGCCCCACUGCUUGCCAGAACAAAGAAUGGACUCUCUCCUCUUCACAUGGCUGCCCAAGGUGAUCACGUGGAGUGUGUCAAACACCUGCUCCAGCACAAAGCUCCUGUUGAUGAUGUCACGUUAGAUUACCUGACUGCUCUCCAUGUUGCUGCACACUGUGGCCACUAUCGUGUCACCAAACUCCUCCUGGACAAGAGAGCAAAUCCAAAUGCUCGUGCUUUGAAUGGUUUUACUCCACUGCACAUUGCUUGCAAGAAAAAUCGCAUUAAAGUCAUGGAACUACUUGUGAAAUACGGGGCUUCAAUCCAAGCUAUAACAGAGUCGGGCCUCACACCAAUACAUGUGGCUGCAUUUAUGGGCCAUUUGAACAUAGUUCUCCUUCUGCUGCAGAAUGGAGCCUCUCCAGAUGUCACUAACAUUCGGGGGGAGACUGCAUUGCACAUGGCAGCUCGAGCAGGACAAGUGGAAGUGGUCCGCUGCCUCCUAAGAAAUGGUGCUUUGGUUGAUGCCCGUGCAAGGGAGGAACAGACUCCGCUGCAUAUUGCCUCCCGCCUGGGUAAAACAGAAAUUGUACAGCUGCUGUUGCAACAUAUGGCCCACCCAGAUGCUGCCACAACUAAUGGAUAUACAGCACUGCACAUCUCUGCUCGAGAAGGUCAAGUGGAUGUAGCAUCUGUUCUCUUGGAGGCCGGUGCUGCACACUCUUUGGCUACCAAGAAGGGAUUCACACCACUGCAUGUGGCAGCUAAAUAUGGAAGCCUGGAUGUAGCAAAACUCCUGUUGCAGCGCCGUGCGUCUCCUGAUUCAGCUGGAAAGAAUGGCCUCACCCCUCUCCAUGUUGCUGCUCAUUAUGACAACCAGAAGGUGGCACUACUGUUGCUGGAGAAAGGUUCUUCUCCCCAUGCUACUGCCAAGAAUGGAUAUACUCCUCUGCACAUCGCUGCUAAGAAGAAUCAGAUGCAGAUAGCCACAACCCUGCUAGAUUACAGAGCAGAGACCAAUAUUCUGACCAAACAAGGAGUGACUCCACUUCACCUCGCCUCUCAGGAAGGUCAUGCAGACAUGGUGAACUUGCUUCUGCAAAAAGGAGCCAACAUUCAUGUGGCUACAAAGAGUGGACUUACAUCUUUACAUUUAGCAGCCCAAGAAGAUAAAGUGAAUGUAGCAGAUAUUCUGAUCAAGCAUGGAGCAAACAAAGAUGCUCAGACUAAGCUAGGUUACACUCCACUGAUAGUAGCUUGUCACUAUGGGAACAUCAAGAUGGUGAACUUUCUCCUAAAGCAGGGAGCUAAUGUCAAUGCUAAGACAAAGAAUGGGUACACUCCUCUGCACCAAGCUGCUCAGCAGGGUCAUACCCACAUCAUCAAUGUUCUUCUCCAACAUGGGGCCAAACCAAAUGCCAUCACUGCUAAUGGUAACACUGCCUUAGCGAUUGCUAGACGUCUGGGAUACAUCUCAGUGGUCGAUACGCUAAAGGUUGUUACUGAGGAAGUCAUUACCACCACAACGACUGUAACUGAGAAACACAAGCUCAAUGUACCUGAGACUAUGACUGAAGUUUUGGAUGUUUCUGAUGAGGAAGGUGAUGACACUAUGACAGGAGAUGGGGGCGAAUACCUUAGGCCAGAAGACCUGAAAGAACUAGGUGAUGACUCUUUGCCCAGCAGCCAGUUCUUAGAUGGUAUGAACUAUCUCAGAUACAGCCUGGAAGGAGGCCGAUCUGACAGCCUGCGAUCCUUCAGUUCAGACAGGUCCCAUACGCUGAGCCACACCUCCUACAUGAGGGACAGUACCAUGAUCGAUGACACAGUCAUCAUCCCCAGCCACCAGGUGUCCACACUUGCUAAAGAAGGUGAGAGAACUUCAUAUCGCUUAAGCUGGAGUCCUGACAAUCUGGACAAUGUUACUAUUUCUGCUAGCCCUAUUCAUUCUGGCUGCCUGUCUUCAAAAAAGGAGAUUGGAUCAUUGCUAACAAGCCGCUCCUCUCCAUGUUUUGACCAUGACAACAGCAGUUUCCUGGUCAGUUUCAUGGUGGAUGCUCGAGGUGGAGCUAUGCGGGGUUGCAGGCACAAUGGUCUUCGAAUCAUUAUUCCACCGCGGAAAUGCACUGCUCCAACACGAGUCACCUGCAGGCUGGUCAAGCGCCACAGACUGGCCACUAUGCCCCCCAUGGUGGAAGGAGAAGGUUUGGCUAGCCGUCUGAUUGAAGUGGGACCCUCUGGCGCUCAGUUCCUUGGUAAACUUCACCUGCCUACGGCUCCUCCCCCACUUAAUGAGGGAGAAAGUUUGGUCAGCCGAAUCCUUCAGCUGGGGCCUCCUGGGACCAAAUUUCUUGGGCCUGUGAUCGUUGAGAUCCCUCACUUUGCGGCUCUGCGUGGGAAAGAAAGGGAACUGGUGAUCCUGCGCAGUGAGAAUGGAGACAACUGGAAGGAACAUUUCUGUGAAUAUACAGAGGAUGAACUGAAUGAAAUCCUAAAUGGGAUGGAUGAAGUCCUUGACACUCCUGAAGAGUUGGAGAAGAAACGCAUUUGCCGUAUCAUCACUCGGGACUUCCCACAAUACUUUGCUGUAGUAUCCCGUAUCAAACAAGACAGUAACCUGAUUGGACCCGAGGGAGGUGUGCUAAGCAGUACAGUAGUGCCUCAAGUCCAGGCUGUCUUUCCAGAAGGAGCACUAACAAAGCGCAUUCGUGUUGGUCUGCAGGCUCAACCUAUGCACAAUGAACUUAUAAGGAAGAUUUUAGGCAACAAAGCUACAUUCAGCCCUAUAGUUACAUUGGAACCCAGGAGAAGAAAAUUCCAUAAGCCAAUAACAAUGACUAUUCCUGUCCCAAAAGCUUCUAGUGAUGUCAUGAUUAAUGGAUAUGGGGGUGAAACACCCACACUAAGACUACUGUGCAGUAUAACAGGUGGAACAACACCCGCUCAGUGGGAAGACAUUACAGGAACAACGCCAUUAACAUUUGUCAAUGAAUGUGUUUCCUUCACCACAAAUGUAUCUGCCAGGUUUUGGUUGAUAGACUGUAGACAGAUACAAGAAUCAGUUACAUUUGCUUCCCAAGUGUACAGAGAAAUUAUUUGUGUACCUUACAUGGCCAAAUUUGUAGUGUUUGCCAAAUCUCAUGAUCCCAUAGAAGCACGAUUAAGAUGUUUCUGCAUGACAGAUGAUAAGGUGGAUAAAACACUAGAACAACAAGAAAACUUUUCUGAAGUUGCUCGAAGCAGAGAUGUAGAGGUGCUAGAAGGAAAGCCCAUCUAUGUGGACUGCUUUGGAAAUCUAGUACCAUUAACAAAGAGUGGCCAACAUCACAUAUUCAGUUUUUAUGCCUUCAAAGAAAAUAGGCUUCCGUUGUUUGUCAAGGUUCGGGACACAACGCAAGAACCCUGUGGACGCCUUUCAUUUAUGAAAGAGCCUAAAUCUUCAAGAGGCCUAGUGCAUCAAGCUAUCUGCAAUCUGAAUAUCACGUUACCAGUUUACACAAAGGAAUCAGAAUCAGAUCAAGAACAGGAAGAAGAGAUUGAUACAACAUCAGAAAAACAUGAUGAUGAAACAGAAUCAACUGAAACAUCGAUCCUGAAAAGUCAUCUUGUCAAUGAAGUCCCUGUCCUAGCCAGUCCAGAUUUGCUUUCUGAAGUCUCUGAGAUGAAACAAGACUUGAUCAAAAUGACUGCCAUCUUGACAACAGACGCUUCUGAAAAGUCAGGUUCCAUUAAGGUGAAAGAUAUUGUGAAAGCUGCUGAUGAAGAACCAGGAGAACCUUUUGAAAUAGUGGAAAGAGUUAAAGAGGACUUAGAAAAAGUCAAUGAAAUUCUGAGAAGUGGAAGCUGCCCUAAAGAACAGCCAACUGUUAAGAGAACCAGUUCUGGAACACAGCUGAUAGAGGACGAAUGGGUUGUUGUAAGUGAUGAAGAAAUUGAAGAGGCCAAACAGAAUGCUCCUUUGGAAGCCAUAGAGCCUACCUGUGUCGAAAUCAGAAUAGGUGAAGGAAAAACAGAGAAAGAAAAGAAAGAUAUGUCAGGGAUGGUAGAUUAUCUCAGCGAGGAUCUCAGUGCAUAUGCGUCACUUAACAAAGUACAGCCACAGACUUUUCAAAAAGAUGUAGUAGCUGAGAAAUUUGAAGCAGUUGUUGUAAACAGAGCUUCUGACAAAGCUGGGCAAGGUUCUACAGCUGUUGAGAGCCAAAAGAAACUCGAUCAGUGCAAACCUACCUUGGAAAUUAAAAAACCAGUUAGAAAGAAAUUAAAAGAAAAACAAAAGCCAAAGGACAAGGAGGCUCAAGGAAAAGAAGCACCUUCAGGGGUAGCAAAGUUUAGCUCUGAGGAGUCUUUAGAUGAAGAUCAAGGGCUAGCCCCUGCAGAGCCUUCCAAAGUAAAUGCUGUGUCUCCUGUAAUAGAAGAAACUCCCAUUGGCUCGAUAAAAGAUAAAGUAAAAGCUCUUCAGAAGCGAGUAGAGGAUGAGCAGAAGGGACGUUCAAAAUUACCUGUCAGGCUCCCAGGAAAAGAUGGGGCAUCUGAAAAGCCUGUUACAAAGCCAUCACAAGUUAAAAAAACUGUUUACAAAACAAAGCUCCCAGCAUCUCCUGCUGCCUCAAAAUCACCAGCUUCUCCUGCUGCCUCAAGAUCACCAGCUUCUCCUGCUGCCUCAAAAUUACCAGCAUCUCCUGCUGCCUCAAAAUCACCAGCGUCUCCUGCUGCCUCAAGACUACCAUCUUCUACUGCCUCAAAAUCACCAUCUUCUCCCUCUGCCUCAAAAUCACCAUCUUCUCCCUCUGCCUCGAAACUUUCCUCUUCCCCAGCUGCCAAGAAAGCUGUUUCACCCACAGCUAAGAAGCCACCUUCGCCCACCUCUAAGAAACCACCUGUUUCUCCCACAGCCAAGAAGCCUCCAUUGUCACCAUCUUCCAAAACAGAAAGACUUGAAGAAACUAUGUCUGUUCGUGAACUGAUGAAAGCCUUCCAGUCAGGCCAAGAUCCAUCAAAGCAUAAAGCUGGACUUUUUGAGCAUAAGUCUAUAAAGCAGAAACAGCAGACCUCUGACAAAGAGCCAGCAAAGAAAGGGGUCACUCAGGUAGAAAGUGAAAAAAAACAGGCAUUGACACAAAAAGAGGCAUCCAGAAAAGAGAGUCCCAAGAGCAAAAAAAGCCAGGAACCUCAGGCAGAGGUAGGUUUACAAUCUAAAAAGGAGGCACAGGGUAUUCCUGCCAUAACUUUGAAAGAAGAUUCAGCCACAGAACAAGCAAAAGAGCAGAGUGAGAAGGCUGGCAAAAAACUUUCUGCAGAAGUCGUAGGUGAUGAUCAAAGUACUAACGAUGUGACCCUGACAUUUGAUGACCAUGGGGAUACUGAACUCCAGAUCAGCCCUGACAGAAAGACUUCAACAGAUUUUUCUGCUGUCAUAAAGGAAGAACUUGAGGACAAUGACAAAUAUCAACAGUUCCGGCAUAUUUCAAUUACUGAGGAAGGUGAGCUUCACUUAGAUCAAGUACUGACCAGUCCAUUCAAUGUUACAUUUCCAUCAGAAUAUGUGAAAGAUGGGUUUUUGCCCACCCUCUCCUUGCAAAGUGGUGCUUUGGAUGGCAGCUCAGAGAGCCUUAAGCAUGAAGGCAUAGCAGAUUCUCCAAUUGGUAGCCUGCUUGAUGGAACCCCACAGAUCAGCUCUGAGGAAAGUUAUAAGCAUGAGGGCCUGGCAGAAACUCCAGAAACAAGCCCUGAGAGCCUCUCUUUCUCACCAAAGAAAGCAAAAACUAUUGAUCAGUUGGAAGAAACAGAACUAGCCAGUGCAGUGCAGAAAACAGCAGAACCAUAUUCACCAAAGGAAUGUUCUCCAACAAAAGUUGAAAGGACAAUUUCUGACAAAGGCCUAAAAGAUAUCACAGAGACUGUAGAGUCUGAUUGCCAUCAUUUGUCAAAAGAGUUACAAAUUACAGCUUCCAAGAAAGAGACAGACACAUGUACAGGUUCUAGCUCAACUUCUGUUAGUAAGCAUACUGUCAGGGAUGAGGUAUCUAUGCCCAUUGUGCAAGGACAUUUAACUAAGUUGAAUGAAAUGCAUGACACUUCUUUAGUGAAAGAGAAGGAUUCAGACAGUGUACACCAAACUCUUAGUAAAGGACUGGAACUUUUGCUUUCUAGCCAUGAGUGUGAAGGUCUUAGCCCAGUUGCUGAUGAAUCCAUAGCUGUAAGCCAUAAAGAUUCAUUGGAAGCAAGCCCAGUGUUGGAAGAUAAUUCAUCACGCAAAACACCUGAUUCCCUUGAACCUAGUCCUACCAAGGAAUCUCCCUGUCGUGAUUCUUUGGAAAGCAGUCCUGUAGAACAGAAGUCAAAGAUUGGAAUUCUUCCAGGACCUGGUCCCAUUCAGAGUGCCCCUGCCAAAGCAGAAAACUUCUCUGAGCUGGCACCUGUGCGAUCCAGGCUUUUACGAGACCCUGAUGGAAGUGCUGAAGAUGACAGCUUGGAACAAACAUCGCUAAUGGAGAGCUCAGGCAAAAGUCCUCUUUCACCAGAGACUCCUAGCUCUGAGGAAAUUAGUUAUGAAAUCACUCCCAAAUUAGCAGAUUCUCAGGCGCUGUCAAAUAUAUCCAAAUCAGCUGUGAUCCCUGAAGUCAAUGAAGAACCAGAUGAUGAUUCAGAAGGGGAGCCAAAGAAAAGGUUUACACCAGAAGAAGAGAUGUUCAAAAUGGUGACCAAAAUUAAAAUGUUUGAUGAGCUGGAACAGGAAGAAAAGCAGAAGAGAGACUAUAAGAAGGAUGAUACUGUUUCAGCUUCUGAUCUGGAAAUCACUUCUGAAGCUGAAAUUGCACCUCCAACCACUGACAAAUAUGAUGAUGUUCCUGCCAUAGUGACUUCGGCAGCUGAAUCUAGAAAGACUUCUUCCUCUUCAGAGAGUGAGCCAGAACUAACAAAACUAAAAAAAGAAGCUGACUCUGGGCUUUUAAUGGACCCUGUAAUUCGAGUACAGCCCCCAUCACCUCAUCUUUGCAAUGUGGAUUCCAGUUCCAGUCCUGAAGAAACAGAGUUUCAGCCCAUUGAGCCCAAACAGCAGGCUUUCAUUACUGAGGAGGAGAACACAGAAUCAGAUAAACCCACAGAGGAGGCAAAAAUGUCUGGUGAUACCUCUCUUGCCUCUGAUGCUAGCAUUAUUGCACAAGCUAGUGAAUCGAAGUGCUACAGCACAGAUGAAAGUGAUACAGUUAGCCCAAAUGGCCCUGUGAUGCACCCCGAGGAGGUUUUCUACCACUCUGUUGGUGAUGAUGCCCAGAAAGUAACUGAUCUGAAUCAGAUCUCAGAGGCAUCAUACCAUCAGCAUGAUUCGGAAGACGAUGCAGCAGCUGAGAGGGUACCACACCAAGACCUCACUGAUACAAGAUGUACAGAGAGUUCUUGUGUUCUUGGUACAUCUCAUUGCUGCACAUCCAAAAGUGAUGAAUUGGCUACUGAUGUUUCACCAAUACACUCCCCCUCAGAAAGAAAUAUGGUUAGAACUGACAUAGGUUUUGAUAUGGCACAAAGGGAUUCUUGUAGCACAGAGCACUUCCUGGAAUAUUCAUCUCUGACCACCCAAAAGGGUGAAUGUUGCAGUUAUGCUGAAGAUGUUGAUGAAGGUAGUGCUCUGACUAUAACAAGCCCUUAUGAAAAUGUUCCCUCCCAACAUUUUUUUACUAGCACUGAAAUAAGUACAGGAAUUGAUUCAAGGAUGAUACGAGACCAUUUGUCUGGGAAUGAUUGUUCUGCUGAACUAAAAACUACCUUCACAGAUGAAAGAAGAGUAACAAGCUCUCUUUAUAGACCAGCAUCAGCAGGUUCUGAGAGUUACACUUCAGAAGAUGUCUAUAUGGAGAUUGAAUCUAAACAUAUGGAUGUCUUCCAAAAACAAUCAACUCCAAUGCCUUCAACAAUAGACCCUGCAUCUCUUGAUGAAGCUGUUUUACAAGAUAUCAGGGAUGAAGCUGAGAAGAUAAUCAGCCAAGUAAUCAUAACCAGGACAGAUGUGGAUUCGGAUAAGUGGAGUGAAAUACGUGAAGAUGAUGAUGCUUUUGAGGCUCGAGUGAAAGAAGAAGAACAGAAAAUAUUUGGCUUAAUAGUAGACCGAAGAUCACAAGGCACCACACCAGAUACUACACCUGCCAGGACUCCUACAGAAGAAGGGACACCUACCAGUGAACAAAAUCCCUUUCUUUUCCAGGAAGGUAAAUUAUUUGAAAUGACAAGGAGUGGUGCUAUUGACAUGACCAAGAGGAAUUAUUCUGAUGAAAACUUGCACUUUUUCCAAAUGAGUCAGCAGUCUCAGGAAGAGGUGUCAUUAUCUGAAGAAAUGAGAGAAGCUGAAGGCCUGGAAUCUCUCCGGUCAGAAUUAUCCCCAGUGCCAUCUGCAUCUUCUGAACUUGAAGAAGCUGAUACCCUGAUAAAAAGUUCACUCAUACCUACAGUGGAAGAUGACUCCUCCGUUUCUUAUAGCACAAAGGGGGAUAUUAAAUCUAGAAUUCCUAUUAAAAUGGGUAUCUCUGCCUCUUCAAAGUCACCAAAGAAAGAAACUGCUGCCUCUCGUGCUGACUUCCCCGGAGUUGAGAAUGAUGAAAUGUUUGACAGCUCUCAGGUGCCUUUUCCUGUCUCUCCUGAGCAGACUGUGAUUGAUGUACAGUUAGAUUUUUCCACAGUCACACGGUCUGUAUAUUCUGAACAGGAAGAUGAUUCUCCAGACUCCUCCCCAGAGGAGCAGAAAUCUGUCAUUGAAAUCCCUACGGCUGUCAUGGAAAGUGUGCCUCCUUCUGAAGGCAAAUCCAAAAUCCCUAUAAGGACAACUCACCAUUCAGAAGUUGAUUACCUCCCUUCAGAUGACUUUGUGAGCAACUUAGAAGAAUCACAGGGUGAUGAAUCCAAACCAAAGUCAAAAAUUCCAGUCAAAGGAAUUUUCCAAAGAAUAGAGCAAGAAUGUAUGUACUCAGAGACAUCAGUCUGGGAUCCAGAGUCACCUAAAGCUCAUGACAUAACAUACAAACAUCCUAUGAAACAAGACAGCAGAAGCAAAUCUGAAUCAGAUACAAGUGCCUCCAUGGACUCAAAAGCUAAGUGUUCAGUCAAAGCUAGAAGCUAUGCUGAGGCAGAAGCAGAAACCAGAGAGAGGGUGGGUGAGAUGAAGCUUGAGCUAGAAUCAGACGAGCUGAUGACUGCCCAACCAAAGAUAUUUUCUUCGCGAUUGCCUAUUAAGAGCAGAAGCACCUCAGCUUCCCGCAGUGGUCUUAGUCCCUCAAAAGAAAGUAAGGAACAUUUUUUUGAACUUUACAAAAACUCCAUAGAAUUCUUUGAAGAGAUUAGUGAUGAAGCUUCCAAGUUAGUGGAUAGACUUAUACAGUCAGAGAGAGAACAAGAAUUAGUUUCAGAUGAUGAAAGUAGUAGCGCCCUAGAAGUUUCGGUUAUUGAAAAUGUGCCAUUCAUUGAGACCCAGCAGUCAGUUGCCGAGGACAUCUUUGACACCAGGCCCAUUUGGGACGAGUCCAUUGAGACUCAGAUUGAGCGUAUUCCUGAUGAAAAUGUCCCUGAUCAUGUUGAAGAUCAACAAGAUGAUCAAGAAAGAACAGAAGAAAGACUAGCACAUAUUGCUGAUCAUCUUGGAUUCAGCUGGACAGAGUUAGCAAGAGAACUGGAUUUCACAGAAGAACAAAUUCAUCAGAUCCGAAUUGAGAACCCUAACUCACUGCAGGACCAGAGUCAUGCACUAUUGAAAUAUUGGUUGGAAAGGGAUGGGAAACACGCUACUGAUUCAAGUCUUACAGAAUGUCUUACAAAAAUUAACCGUAUGGAUAUAGUUCAUCUAAUGGAGAGUAAUGUGGAAACUUCCCGGGACCAUGGUCGCACCUAUGCAGAAAUUGAACAGACCAUAGGACUGGAUCACAGUGAAGGGUUUUCUGCACUCCAUGAAGAUCUGCACAGCACAACACAUCAAAAAGAAGAGGAACGUUCUCUUUCUAAAGAUAGCGAGCAGUCUGAUCAGCCUCCUCUUGUGUCUGAAGAAGACAUUUCUGUCAGCUAUUCAUCCUUGCAUGAAGGCACACCCAAGGCUGAGGCAGAAAUACCCGUUGCAGAACUCCUACGACAAGCACACAGAGAUCGCGUAGAAGCUGAAUUCUCAGGGAAACCUCAUGAGCUGCCAGAAGAUUCAUCCACUACACAGGAAUACUUUGUUACAACGUCAGGCCAGGAUCAUAUACAAGCACCAAAAGAUGGAAGAGCAGCAAGCGUUGCCAGUGAAAAGUCUGAGUGCUCUACUGCAGGGUCUGAGGACCAUGAAAGGCCAUACCUUCAUACCCCGACAUCUAGUGAGAGGACUGAUUCACCCAUAGUACAGGAACCGGAGGACCAUCACUUCCACCAAGAAGAUCCAUAUCCUAGAAAAACUAGUCUGGUGAUUGUGGAAUCAACUGAUGAACCCUCAGAAAGAUAUGAAGAGGAGUUAUUGGAAAAGGAGGUAGCAGAGGAAUUAGGUGAGCUGGAGGCCAGCUCAGAUGAGGAAGAAAUGGUAACAACCAGGGUCGUCCGCCGCCGGGUGAUUAUUCAGGCUGAUGUUAUGCCUGAAAUACCACCAGAAGCUGUAACAGAAGAGCAGUAUACAGAUGAACAUGGUCAUAUUGUAGUGAAAAAGGUCACUAGGAAAAUCAUAAGACGAUUCGUUUUACCAGAUGGCACAGAAAAGGAAGAAGUUGUCAUGCAAGGAGCACCCCAGGAGCCUGUAAUAGUGGAAGAGGGAGACGAAUACUCCAAAGUCAUAAAACGGGUUGUGCUAAAGAGUGACAGUGAGCAAUCUGAGGUGACUUUUUCUGAGCCAAGUGUUCUGUCUAGCACCUCAGAAUUUCAGUCUGAGCCAGUGGAAGACCGGAAAGUCAGCAAAGUUGUGAAGACCACAUUAGUGCACGGAGAAAGACUGGAGAAGCACCAUGGAGACUCUAGCUUAGCUGCUGAUCUUCCCUCAGCCAAAGAUGACUUUGAAGCGGCCCUGACUUAUACAGGUAACAAAAUGGAAAUUGAAGUUCCUCCAUUAGUAGAGAAUGAGGUCACAAAAGAGGAUGGCUCAGUUAUUAAAAGGACAACAAUGAGUAAAGUCAGUACGCAGAAGAGGACUGUGGUUAAGGACCAGUUUGGUAAACAUGUUCAUGUGGAAGUGCUGGAGGAUGUACCAGAAGCACUACCCCGGGAUGACCUUCAGCAUGACCUUCAGCAACUGCUGAGACAUUUCUGCAAAGAUGAGUGGAAGCAAGAGGCCAAAUGAGAUGCUGCUAAGUCUCACCUGCAGACCAACACACAUAUCCAUUCAAUAUUCACUGUCCACUUCCUUCUUCCACUGCAGCCGUCAUAAAAAUGAAAUCACCAGGGGACACUGACAUUUCUACUUAGGGCAUAUAUAGUUGAAUAGAUUUUUUUCUUUUUUUCAUUUUUUAAAAUAUCUGUAAGCUAAUUUGUGACCAAAGAUAGCAUCCUUUGUUAGGGAUGGUUUGUCUACUAAAAGUCGUCGACUUUGUGCUGUACUGGAAACUUGUCAUCCUGCCAUCUUUGCUGUCCUUUGCUUCUGCAUCAGAUUCAUAAACGCUUCUUCCACAGGCCUCUUCAACUGACAAUGUACAUGAUUUUUUUUUAAAAAAGGGAUAGUAACAUUACUCUGUAAAUAGCUAAAGUGCUUGGACUGGUGAGACUGAAAGAAAACACUGCCUAUCAUGACUACUUUUAGCAGCGUGGAUUGCAAGGUCUGUUGAAACUGCUGAAGAAAAAUUGAUAUAUUAUUGCUAACACAAUCCACUGAAUACAGGACAUGGACCUACCGAGAAGGAAGCAUGUCAGGCCUCCUGUAUCUCUAUGACUUCCAACAACGAUCUACCAUAGUUUAAAAGUUUCUAAGAGUCAGGCUGAAAUCUGCAAUUCUAGCUGUUCCCAUUAAAGAUGGCUGGUCUGUGGCCAUCACUCCCUUUCUGAUUCCUGGAAAGCCACCUAAGAUUUCCUGAAGGAAAAUAAAUACCCAGUUAGAUAUAACUUGCUAGCAGCUAUAUCUGUGGCACAUUUUGCAUACUGUAUUCAAAUAUUUUAGAAUGGGAUUAUGAGGCAGGGUGUAUUAAACACUUCUAACUACUGUAGUUUCCUUUCUUCAUCACUGCUUUAGCAAACCACACUGUCUUACUGGUGGUACUUUCUGCUGGCCACUGCACUGUAGAUAACUUCAAAGGGGAACAAAACCCUCACCCACUUGUUGAGAAAGGUUACUUUAAAUUUACCACAUUCUAUCAAGACUGCCUCUUACCUGGUACGUGCAUGUGGCAUUGAAAAAUAGAUACACAUCCCUCUUGUAACCCUGUCCACAGCUACUCAUCCCUCUUAGCACUGAGCAAGCAGAUUUUAUCCUUCCAUUUUGAGAGGUUUGAGGUGUGGGGUUCUUUCCGCCCUUUCCAUUAAAGAAUAUGAAUCCAUUGGGCAUUUGACAUUUGUUGCUCUUUUUAUUUAUGUUUCUGAACUUUCAAGAAUCACCAUGUAAAUGUCUGCACUUUGAUUUUCCAAGAAGGGUAUCUGCGAUUCUGGAAUGAUUCUGUGGUCUGUUCCUAAUUCUAAUAGUGGUUGAAGCUCUGUAGCAUUUUAACAUUAUAUAUGUAAUUAUAUAUAUAUAUUAUAUAUAUAUACAUAUAAAAACAAUAUACAUUUUGAGUCAGUUAUUUGAUAAAGACAAAGUAUAUUCAACAAAGAUGAGUCAAGUCCUCCAGGGUGGAUAUUUUUCAAAACCUGGCCAGUCUUUCCUUUUUGCAAAAAUAAAAUUCACUCAGUGCUCAGAACACUGAACAUAAAUGGCAACCUCCUCAUUAAAAUAACUUAUGCCAACAGAUAAAAGGAACAUUCUAGGCGGUUUGGUUUCCUACUCAGAAAGCUGCCCAAAGUGCCAUGCUAAUUUUUCCUUCUUUUUGUUUGGCUGGCAAGCAGGAGGCAACCCUUGCAACUGCCAAAGGGGAAGGAGACUCGUUUCAGGACACACAAUAGCUCAUUUCUCAUUGUCAAGAACAUCACUGGUUGACCUUCAAGAACGGGGCUCUAAAAAGAAACGCAUUUCUGUUGUGUUAUUUGCAGUGCAGAUGAUGUUCUGUGUAACAGCAUAAUGGCUAUUCUCCUUUUUCAGUUUUGAUUUUCUUUUUGCCGUGUUAUCAGAGAAUACUGUGAGAAGAAGUGAUUUUAAGUUGAUGAAUCAGCAUCUUGUUCCCAUGGUGAUAACACUAACUGAAUAUAUCUAUGAGGGCAUGUAUUAGUUAAAAGAUUUUAAAAAAACAAAAACAAACCAAGAACACUAACAAUACAUAGCUGCAAUGUGUACAAUGGCUGAUUUAAUUAAAUAAAAAUGUACAAGUGUUAAAUGUAA
Messenger RNA from Heteronotia binoei (common prickly gecko), 14570 nucleotides. It is a transcript of the gene ANK2, whose product is annotated as ankyrin 2. The transcript is spliced from 51 exons. The record is from RefSeq and is a predicted model, not a curated record. Gene Ontology annotation, cellular component: T-tubule. Gene Ontology annotation, molecular function: protein binding. Bases 183 to 12452 code for a protein of 4089 amino acids. Gene Ontology annotation, biological process: regulation of cardiac muscle contraction; signal transduction; protein localization to T-tubule. Lineage: Eukaryota; Metazoa; Chordata; Lepidosauria; Squamata; Gekkonidae.